CGGACGCAGCGAGGGAGGGGGCACGCGGCGGUGUGCGCGGACGCCAGUACCCAGCGGCUCCCGGCCUGGUGGAGGGUGAGGCUGCGCGGCCCGGUUGCAGGCUGCAGGUCUCAGCUGGAGCAUUUCACUGGGGGAGCUGCUCUGGCCUCCGACGUCACCUGUGCUGCGAGCUUCACUUCCUGCCACUCCCUGCGCUGGGCCUGGCACACCCGAGAGUGUAUGGUACCCGCCGGCUCGUUUGCUCUCUGGUUGUCCACACUAAGGUGAACCUGAUCAACAUGGUGCUGCUGCGCCCGGCCCUCCCCAGCUACCUUCUGCUGGCCUUGUUCACCUGCAGCGCUGCUCCCCAGGAGCUACUGGGCUCUGCAGUGCAGCCACCAAUCAGUGCUGCCUCUUUCCUGGACGAUCUCAUGCAACAGUAUGGCGAGGGGGGCAGCCUUACCCUGCCACAGCUGAAGGCCCUGCUCAAUCACCUGGAUGUGGGAGUGGGCCGCGAUAACGUCACACAGCAUGCACAGGAACAUAGGAACCUCUCCAUGUGCUUUAGUUCUCAAGAGCUCUUCGCUGCCCACAACUUCAACAAUGAGUCAAGGAUUGGGAGGGCUGAGUUCCAGGAAUUCUGCCCCACCGUCCUACAGCAGCUGAACUCCCGGGCCUGCUCAGCUGAGAACCAAGAGAACGAGGAGAAUGAGCAGACGGAGGAGGGGAAGCCGAGUGCCCUGGAAGUGUGGGGCUUUGGUUUCCUCAGUGUCUCGCUGAUUAACCUGGCCUCUCUCCUGGGAGUCCUCGUCUUGCCGUGCACGGAGCGUGCGUUUUUCCACCGGGUGCUCACUUACUUCAUCGCCCUGUCAAUUGGAACGCUGCUCUCUAACGCACUCUUCCAGCUCAUCCCAGAGGCUUUUGGUUUCAAUCCUCUGGAAGAUGAUUAUGUUCACAAGUCUGCAGUGGUGUUUGGGGGCUUCUACCUUUUCUUUUUUACAGAGAAGAUCUUGAAGAUGCUUCUUAAGCCAAAAAACGAGCACCAUCACGGACAUAACCACUUUGCUUCGGAGACGCUUCCUUCCAAGAAGGACCAGGAGGAGGGUGUGACAGAGAAGCUGCAGAAUGGGGACCUAGACCACAUGAUUCCUCAGGCCUGCAACAGUGAGCUAGACAGCAGGACCCCCAGCAUGGACGAGAAGGUCAUUGUGGGUUCGCUGUCCAUUCAGGACCUGCAGGCCUCACGGAGUGCCUGCUACUGGCUGAAAGGUGUGCGCUACUCUGACAUUGGCACCCUGGCCUGGAUGAUCACCCUGAGUGAUGGGCUGCAUAAUUUCAUCGACGGCUUGGCCAUUGGUGCCUCCUUCACAGUGUCUGUUUUCCAAGGGAUCAGCACCUCGGUGGCCAUCCUGUGCGAGGAGUUCCCACAUGAGCUGGGCGACUUCGUCAUCCUGCUCAAUGCUGGGAUGAGUAUCCAGCAGGCCUUGUUCUUCAACUUCCUCUCUGCCUGCUGCUGCUACGUGGGCCUGGCCUUUGGCAUCCUGGCAGGCAGCCACUUCUCCCCCAACUGGAUUUUUGCUCUGGCUGGAGGCAUGUUCCUGUAUAUCUCACUGGCUGAUAUGUUCCCUGAGAUGAAUGAGGUCAGCCAGGAAGAUGAGAGGAGCGGCAGCAUGCUGGUGCCCUUCGUCAUCCAGAACCUGGGCCUCCUGACGGGCUUCACCAUCAUGCUGCUCCUCACCAUGUACUCGGGGCAGAUCCAGAUUGGGUAGGGCCCUGCAGGGCCGCCGACGUCGCAAGGCACGUGCUGGCUGCCCGGGCCUGCCGGGGACUUGCCUUGCGUGUGGCACACAAGGAGCAGUGCUGUAAGCUGCCGGUGGACUGUUGCCUGCGUGCGGAUAUUGGCUGUGUCCCGGAACACGGGCCGUGCGGUAGCCAUUCUCUAGAUAGUGCCUCGCCCCCUCCCUGCCCCUUCCUCACAGUCAUGCUGGAACCCGCGAGUUGCACGCAGGACAAGCCUCUCUCCUUGCUCUCUGGUUCCUCUGAUCUCUCUUGGAAGCAACACCAUGAGAUCUGGCAUCCUGGACCCUGCAGUGUUCAAAUAGCGGCUGUCAGAGCCUGGGUGGAAGCAUCAGAGGUGAAUCCUGGGCGCUCACGAACGGAACUGCGUCCUGGACCUCACACUGCCCUUUUUGGUUUGGGUCACCUGCUCUUCAAAGAAAGGGCAGGAGACGGGAUCCCUCCCGCCUGUUUUCAGAAUCUGUUCAGUUCCUACUGAAUUCAGAGAACUAAGACUCAGAGCAGGUGAGUAGGGCAGGACUGCAGGGCCCGUCCCGAGUGACAGGGAAGUAAGGCCAGGGAUGGGACCAGUGUCAGUGCUCACCCGGCUGCACUGGGAUGCUGGACACUGGUCUCAUCCAACCCUGCUGUGUCCUGGCCAUUUGGCUGGGCCAACACAGUGUGCAGCUGCCCUGGCCUCCUCCUUUUUCCUGCUAACACUGACAGUCUGGAGGGGCAGGAACCCCGCAGAUAAGAAGAAGUAAUUGGUUUUACUGAUUCCCAGCUCCCUUCUAAGAGAUCUUUUAGCUGCCUCUAUUGAAGCACAUUUUGAGCACAUUUCAGAUGUUUAUGUGUCAGGCCUAGUUCCAUACCCCUGUAACCCCAGUACUGGGGAGGUUGAGGCAGGAGGAUUGCUUUGAGUUUGAGGCCAGCCUGGGCUACAU
Molecule: messenger RNA, 2699 nt
Organism: Octodon degus (degu)
Lineage: Eukaryota; Metazoa; Chordata; Mammalia; Rodentia; Octodontidae
Gene: Slc39a14
Product: solute carrier family 39 member 14
Exons: 10
Coding region: 279-1748 (489 amino acids)
Biological process (GO): zinc ion import across plasma membrane; intracellular zinc ion homeostasis
Cellular component (GO): membrane
Molecular function (GO): zinc ion transmembrane transporter activity
Source: RefSeq, a predicted model, not a curated record